Messenger RNA from Cuculus canorus (common cuckoo), 1418 nucleotides. RefSeq names its product vacuolar protein sorting 72 homolog (gene VPS72). The transcript is spliced from 6 exons. Gene Ontology annotation, biological process: chromatin remodeling; regulation of DNA-templated transcription. The record is from RefSeq and is a predicted model, not a curated record. Lineage: Eukaryota; Metazoa; Chordata; Aves; Cuculiformes; Cuculidae. Bases 62 to 1150 code for a protein of 362 amino acids. Gene Ontology annotation, molecular function: ATP-dependent H2AZ histone chaperone activity. Gene Ontology annotation, cellular component: nucleus.
GGCGCUGCCUGGCGGUGUGGUGAGACGGGCAGGGGGCCGGGCCGAGCGCCGAUGCGGUGUCAUGAGCCUGGCGGAGGGGCGAGCCCCGCGGCGCACGGCCGGGAACCGCCUGUCGGGGCUGCUCGAGGCCGAGGAGGAGGACGAGUUUUACCAGACCACCUACGGCGGCUUCAACGAGGAGUCGGGCGAUGACGAGUACCGUGGUGACCAGUCAGACAGCGACGAUGAGGUGGACUCGGACUUCGACAUCGAUGAGGGCGAGGAACCGGCCAGCGACCAGGACGAGAGCGAACCCAAGCGCCGCCGCCUCGUCACCAAGGCCUAUCGGGAACCCCUCAAGCCCCUGCGCCCCAAGAAGUCGGAUGUCCCCAGCAGCUCCCAGAAGCCACGAGAGGUUAAAUCCAUCCCUGUGGAGCUCCAGGAUGACUUGGGAGACAGCCGGAAGCACAUGCGGCAGUCGACGACAGAGCACACGCGCCAAACCUUCCUGCGCAUCCAGGAGCGGCAGGUGCAGUCCAAGCGGAAGAAGGGCGGCCCCAACUAUGAUCGGCCCCUGACGCAGGAGGAGCUGCUGGAGGAGGCCAAGAUCACCGAGGAGAUCAACCUCCGCUCGCUGGAGAACUAUGAGCGCUUGGAAGCCGACAAGAAGAAGCAGGUGCAGAAGAAGCGCAAGUGUGUGGGGCCGGUGAUCCGCUACUGGUCCGUCACCAUGCCCCUUGUCCCAGAGCCGGGAAAAGAGGAGAACGUGGACGUGGAGGGGUUGGACCAAGACCCGCAGCAGGCUGAAGCGGCCCCAGCUCCGCCUUCUGCCGGGAAGUGCUCCCGCACCUUCGUUUCCUUCAGCGACGAUGAAACCUUUGAGCGUUUCUUUCCUAAAUCGAAGCCACCUCGACUGCCGGUGCGGGAGAUCUGCCCGGUCACCCACAAACCAGCCGUUUACCGCGACCCCAUCACCGACAUCCCUUAUUCCAACAUCCGCGCCUUCAAAAUCAUUCGUGAGGCGUACAAGAAAUACAUCACGGCCCACGGGCUGCCAAGUGCCGCCACCGCCUCUGCCACCCUGGGAGCCGCUGCUCCCUCCGGCCCCGAUCCCGGCAUCCGCCCCACGCGCCAGAAGAUCAUCAUCAAGCAGAGCGUCCCCACUGCCUGAGUGAGAGAGGCUUUCUUGCUCUAUUUAUCUCCUUCCCACGGUUUUUAUAUAAAAAAAGAAAUAAAACGGAGCAGUCUGCGUACGACGAGGGUGCGGACUCAUUCGCCAGCUGAACGUGAGCCAGCAGUGGCCCAGGUGGCCAAGAAGGCCACCAGCAGCCUGGCUUGGAUCAGCCAUGCGGUGGCCAGCAGGAGCAGGGAUGGGAUUGUACCCCUGGACUCGGUGCUGGUGAGGCUGCACCUCAAAUCCUGAGUUCAGUUUUGGGCCC